This is a messenger RNA of Centruroides sculpturatus (bark scorpion), 1100 nucleotides long. Its product is annotated as UPF0160 protein MYG1, mitochondrial-like. The record is from RefSeq and is a predicted model, not a curated record. Gene Ontology annotation, cellular component: cytoplasm; nucleus. The coding region runs from base 118 to 882 and encodes 254 amino acids. The transcript is spliced from 6 exons. Lineage: Eukaryota; Metazoa; Arthropoda; Arachnida; Scorpiones; Buthidae.
UACAGAACUAGAGAUGAAAAUAUUCUUAAAGAUUGUCAUAUUGUGGUAGAUGUUGGAGGCUGUUAUAAUCCUGAUAAACAUAGAUAUGAUCAUCAUCAAAGAUCAUUUAAUGAAAGUAUGAAUAGUCUAUGUGGUGAUAAACCUUGGGUUACUAAACUUAGCAGUGCUGGUCUUGUUUACUUUCAUUUUGGUCGUGAAAUUAUUGCAACAAUUACUAAAGAUGACUGUAAUAGUGAGAAGACUUCAGUUAUAUUUGAUCGGAUGUAUGAACAUUUUCUUGAAGAAAUUGAUGCUAUUGAUAAUGGUAUUUCAACUCAUGAUGAACCUGGAAGGUAUCUUAUAACAACAAAUUUGAGUUCAAGAGUGAAGCAUUUAAAUCCACCUUGGAACUGUGAAGAUCAAGAUACUGAUAAAAUUUUUCCUUCUGCAAUGGAAUUAGUUGGUUCAGAAUUUGUGGACAAAGUCUUAUUUUACAAUAAUGUUUGGUGGCCAGCUAGAGAAAUAGUUCAGAGUGCAAUUAAAAACAGAGAAGAGGUUGAUUCUAGUGGAGAAAUUAUUGAUUUAAAAAAUGGUGGUUGUCCUUGGAAAGAUCAUCUUCUAACUCUUGAAGAACAGCUUUCAAUAACUCCAUCAAUUAAAUUUGUUAUUUACACAGAUACAAAUGGAAUGUGGAGAGUUCAGUGUGUCCCAGUUAGUAUUGGAUCCUUUGAAAACAGAGUUUCAUUAAAAGAAGAAUGGCAGGGUCUUCGUGAUAAAGAACUUAGUCAAGUUAGUGGGAUUCCAAAUUGCAUUUUUGUUCAUGCUAAUGGAUUUAUUGGUGGAAAUAAAACACGAGAUGGUGUUAUUGAAAUGGCACGAAAGUCUCUACAAAUAACCAAUUGAAAGAUAGCAGGCUUACUUGAAAAUUAGCUUUGAUAUUUGGUUGAAAUGAAAAAAUACAAUAUGGACUUUUGAUAAUUGUGAGCCUUAAAUAACUGUUUUGAUGUUUUAAAACUACAAAAGGAAAUGGAAAUGCUUUUAUAAUGCUUAUACAGUAUAAUACGAAUGUGAUAUAUUUCUGUAAACUGAAAAUAUUUAUUUUAUAAAUAUUUUAUUAAAAA